Molecule: messenger RNA, 4549 nt
Organism: Nanorana parkeri
Lineage: Eukaryota; Metazoa; Chordata; Amphibia; Anura; Dicroglossidae
Exons: 14
Coding region: 1-4527 (1508 amino acids)
Source: RefSeq, a predicted model, not a curated record
AUGGAUUAUAUGGAGGCACAGGGGAUCCUAAUUCUAUUUGGUAUUAUUUUUAAGAAUAAAAAUCAGAUUAAAGUUGAAGUGAAGGAGGAUGCAGCAGAUCUGUACGUGAAGGGUCAAGGUCCAUGUAAGGAGGAGGGAUGUUCUUCAGAGAUCAGCACAGACUCUGGAGAUAUUCAGAGAGACGUCAAUGAUGAGGAGAAGGAUGAAGGACAUGUCAGGAUUAAAAAGGAGGAAGUUCCUUUGGAGAUUGGCCCAGAUCACAAAGACACCAGAGUGACCGAGAGGACGUUCAAAGAUGAGGAUGGAACAAUACUCAUGAAGAUUAAAGAGGAGGAAAGUCCCCCAAAGAGCAGCAGAGGUGAAGCCGACACAAAGAAUGGCUUGGAAGAACCAGAAGAUGAGAAAGAAGAUGAUGCUAUAGCAAGAUCUUCAGAGGAAAACCCAACUACUCCAAAUCUCCUUCCAGCCCAUCAUAGUUCAAGUCCAUCUACCGAUCCCUCUACACAUGGCGGGAGUCUUCCUGAUCAUCCCCAUCACGCUCGUAGCGGGGGUGACAUGUUCCAGUGUCCCGAGUGUGGGAAGUGUUUCAACCAGAGAGCAAAGCUCAUCACGCACCAGAGAAGUCACACCGGAGAGAGGCCAUUUUCCUGCUCUGAAUGUGGAAAAGCUUUCACCCAAAGAGGAAACCUGAUCACGCACCGGAAAAUCCACAAAGGCGAGAAGCCGUACUUCUGCUCGGAUUGCGGGAAAUGUUUCCUCCUGAAGGGCGGUCUCGUUAAGCACGCAAGGUUUCACACGGGGCUCAGGCCAUUCUCCUGUCCUCAAUGCGGGAAAAGCUUUCCAGACAAAGGCCGCUUAGACCGUCACGAGACAACCCACACGGGGCAGAAACCAUACUCCUGUUCGGUCUGCGGGAAAAACUUUUCCUCCAAAUCCUACGUUAGCAAGCACGAAAGGAACCACAAACAGGAUCAGCCGUAUUCCUGUCCUGAAUGCGGAAAAGGCUUUCCGGAUGCGACCCGACUGGAGCGCCACGUAGUGGUGCACACGGGGGGAAAGCCAUACACGUGUUCUGAAUGUGGAAAAGCCUUUUCCCAGAAGUCCAACUUGAACGAGCACGAAAAAACGCACACGGGAGAGAAACCGUUCUCCUGUUCCAUGUGCGGGAAAAGCUUUGCCUAUAAAUCCAACCUGACCACGCACGAGAGGGCGCACGCGGGGGAGAAGCCGCACUCUUGCCCCGUUUGCGGGAAAAACUUUGCGCAGAAAUACAUCCUGGCCAUGCAUGAAAGGACCCACACGAAGGAGAAGCCAUUUUCCUGCAGCGUGUGCGGGAAACCCUUUGCACACAAGUACACCCUGGCGAUGCACGAGAAGGCUCAUUCGGGGAAGAUGCCGUAUUCGUGUGCCGUCUGCGGGAAAAGCUUUGCACAAAAGUAUGUCCUCGAUGACCACGAGAGGACCCACACUGGGGAGAAGCCAUACUCCUGCACCGCGUGCGGCAAGUGCUUUGCACACAAGUCCAAUCUUAUUACGCACAGGAGGACUCACACCGGGGAGAAGCCCUAUGCGUGCUCCAUAUGCAGCAAAUGCUUUGCACAGAAACCCCAUAUGAUCACACACGAAAGGUCUCAUACAGGGGAGAAGCCUUUUUCCUGUUUGGAAUGUGGAGCGUGUUUCACGAGGAAGUCCAAACUUGUGACCCAUCAUCGAUCCCACGCGGGGAACCCAUUGGAUCCCUCAGAUCUUCCUUCAGCCGUUAUGAAGCCAAGUGUCAGGGCGGAGUUACCCUGUAUGCAGGAGUGGAACCCAAUAGCAGAGAACAGUGCUGGAUACAAGUCCGGGGUGAAGGUUCAAGAUGGGAAAUCCAAAGGCGUAGUCAGAAUACCGUCCGGGUUAAGGCAGGCAGCAAAUAUAGAUGAGAAGACAAGCCAGGGGUCAAGAAUCAGGGAGUCCGAAUGGUGGGAACGGAGAUCAGGAGCAGGAAGAGGAAGUGGCACCAUACUUGUAUGGAUACCAACAAGAGCUGAAGCCAUCAAUCGGACCUUGGACCAACAGCUUUACCCAGAGGAAGUGACAAAACAUGUGUAUGGAUACCUACAUGUGUAUGGAUACCUACAAGAGCUGAAGAAGGUGCAGCCAUCGGUUGGACCUUGGACCAUCACAUCUUCACAGAGGCAGCUACACACCAUACUUGUAUGGAUACUUACAAGAGUUGAAGAACAUGAAGCCAUUGUUCAGAUCUUGGACCACCACCACCUCUACCUAGCAGAAGCUAUAUCAUACCUGUAUGAAGACCUACAAAAACUUAAGAAGAAUUAUAUUGCCUUCAAGCUACGUGAUGGCUUGGUUGCACCAAACCUGAAGAAGGCCCAAAGCCCCUUCGCACUUCAAGCUCCAUCCUUGACAACUGAGAACAACAAUGACAAGAAAAUUGAAGAAGUCACCCAGAAGAUCAUUGAGCUGCUGGCGGGAAAGGAACAUCAUGAGAUACCUGAGGAACAUCAUGAGUUCCCUCAGGAGGAUCAGGGAAACAGUGUCGUAAUCAAAGUUGAAGAUGAAGACGAUCCAUAUGUGCAGGGUGAUGAGCCGUGUAAGGAGGAGGACAUCCCUCCAGAGAUCAACACAGAUGGGCUGUACAGACGGUACACCAGGGAGGAAUGUCCUGAGAGCUCUCUAGAUAGCAAAGAUGAUGAUGAUGAUUUCCCUGCAGACUCUCCAAAGGACCCUAUGACCACAGAUCUCUACCCAUCAUCUCACAGUGUCCAUCUAGUAGAUCCUUCUACUCUUGGAGGGAGCUUUAGCGAUCCCUCCCUUCCUGUAACUUAUCACGCAACCUAUGGGGCCUCUAAGAAGUUUCCGUGCUCCAAAUGCGGCAAGUGCUUCACCCAGGUGACGACGUUCCUCGCCCACAAGCGGACUCACAUGGGAGAGGUGCAGCACUCCUGUCCCGAUUGCGGCAUGCGUUUCGACCUGAAAAAGGACCUUGUCAACCACCUGGCCAGCCACACCACCGACCAGCCAUACACGUGCUUCUACUGCAGAAAACACUUCUCCAGCAAAUCCCGUCUGGACCGUCACGAACUCAUUCACACGGGGCACAAGCCAUAUUCCUGCUCCAUGUGCGGCAAGCGAUUUACGCAGAAGGCCAACCUAGCCCGCCAUGAAAGGACUCACACGGGGGAGAAGCCCUUCGCCUGUCCCGAUUGUGGCAAAUUCUUCAGACCGCGAUCAGAACUUCUGGCCCACGAGCGCAUCCACGUAAGGGAACGUCUUUUCUCCUGUUCCGACUGCGGCAAAGUCUUUACCCAAAAAGCCCACCUGGUGAAACACGAGAAGGUUCACUCCGACGAGAGGCCGUACUCCUGUUCCCAGUGCGGGAAGUCCUUCCCAGACACGGCCAUCCUGGCCCAGCAUCAGAAGUUCCACUCGGGAGAGAAGCCGUACCCGUGCUCGGAAUGCGACAAAUGCUUCACUCAGAAAGGCGACCUCGUGAAACAUCUCCGAAUUCACACGGGAGAGAAACCGUUUCCUUGCUCGGAGUGCGGAAAGUGUUUUACCCAAAAAGGAGACCUCGUGAAACACCUCAGGAUCCACACGGGGUUGAAACCGUACGUCUGCUCUUACUGCAGCAAGCCUUUUCCGGUCAAGGCCCGUCGUGAUCGGCACGAGCUUAUCCACACGGGGGAGAAGCCCUAUUCGUGCUCGGUGUGCGGGAAACUUUUUGCGUUGAAGGACUUCCUGGUCACGCACGAAAGGACCCACACCGACGAGAAGCCGUAUUCCUGUCCCGUGUGCGGAAAGAGGUUCACACAGAAGUCAAACUUGGCCACGCAUGAAAGGACUCACACGGGGGAGAAGCCCUUUUCUUGCUCGGUUUGCAGCAAGAAAUUCAGCCAUAGGACGAAGCUUCUCGCCCACGAGCGGAUUCACACUGGGGAGCGGCCUUUCUCGUGUUCCGAAUGCGGUAAGGUGUUUACCCAGAAGGCCCACCUCGUGACGCAUGAAAAAAUUCACUCGGGGGAGAAGCCCUACUCCUGCUCGCUUUGUGGCAAGGGCUUUACAGACAAGGCCGUCUUGGCCCGCCACCAAAAGUUCCACUCGGGGGAGAAGCCUUUUUCCUGCUCCGAGUGCGGGAAGCGGUUCACUCUGAAAGGGGACCUCGUCAAGCAUCUCCGAAUUCACACCGGGGAGAGGCCGUAUUCCUGCUCCUACUGCAGUAAACCUUUCCCAGAUAAAGCCCGUCUGGACCGGCACGAGCUGAUUCACACGGGGGAAAAGCCGUUUUCCUGUUCCAUGUGUGGGAAAGUGUUUGCCCUGAAAGCUUUUUUGGUCACGCACGAAAGGACCCACACUGACGAGAAGCCAUAUUCGUGUUCUGCGUGCGGGAAGUGUUUCACUCAGAAGUCAAAUUUGGCCACACACGAAAGGACUCACACUGGAGAAAAGCCGUUUUCUUGCCUGGCUUGUGGGAAGAGCUUUACUAGGAAAGCGACUUUGAUCUCCCAUCAACAUUGUCACAAGUGAAAGCACGCUGAGGUGCCAGGGA